Molecule: messenger RNA, 2507 nt
Organism: Aspergillus saccharolyticus JOP 1030-1
Lineage: Eukaryota; Fungi; Ascomycota; Eurotiomycetes; Eurotiales; Aspergillaceae
Product: DNA polymerase epsilon noncatalytic subunit
Exons: 2
Coding region: 224-2449 (741 amino acids)
Biological process (GO): error-prone translesion synthesis; DNA-templated DNA replication
Cellular component (GO): epsilon DNA polymerase complex
Molecular function (GO): DNA binding
Source: RefSeq, a predicted model, not a curated record
AGUCGCGGCCGGGCGCGUGUGCCGCGUGACACCACGCGUUUCGCUUAGGGCGAGAUAGAGCUCAGAAAGUCAGGCGGCUUCGCCCCGUUGCUUGCAGGGCUCUCGUGCGCUCUUCUUCGUGCUGAAAGAACAAAUUGUACGGAGUACCAUCGCCUGAUUUCAAACCUGCAGCUGAUCGACAACUACGAACACUUAACAUCGAUCAUCCCUUGGAGUGUCAAGCAUGGAUAUCGAUCCGGUCCCCUCAUCUUCGCCUGGCUUUGGCACUCCCCUACACGCUUUUCGCAAAACAAGGUCCAAUCCCCCCUCGACACGAACUUCGAUACUUCCUAUCUUACUUCCACCUUCCACCCUUCGUCCUGUAGCCUUUCGGACUUUUACGCGAAAACAUAAUUUGACCAUCUCAUCGUCCGCUCUUCAGACCUUGGCGAGCUUUGUGGGAAAAAACUGUGGCUCGGGAUGGCGGGAAGAAGGCCUCGCUGAACGUGUGCUGGAUGAAGUUGCGAAAAGCUGGAGGAGAGCCGGAGGGGGCGUGAUUGUUGAUGAAGGCAAGGGAGCCUCACUGAAGGCCAUAUUGCAAGUCCUGGAGGGCAAUAUGAGUGGAGGACGAUUGGUCGCUGGGAAAAAUACACCGAUACAUGAGGUAACCUCGAGCAAGUUAAGUCCAAACUUGGACAGCAAUCUGAUUUCAGAGACUGUCCCUGGAGCGAACACUCGCGAAGGCGGAGAGUCUGAAGAGGGCGACUUGAUUCUCCACCCCAGGCGAUGGUUGAAAGUCAUUGAGGCAUUUGAUAUUCCGCGUCUAACAUAUCACGGGGACAUGAAGCAUUUUGAAAUUGCUAAAUCAAAGCCCUCGCUCUUCCCGGCGCCGUCUCAUAAAACUGCCUUGUUCAGAGAUCGCUACAACAUUGUUCACCAACGGCUACUCCGAAGCGAAUCAUUCCAAACGUCAUCCGGGCUAUCUAGCCAUUCGUUACCCUCCCGAACUUUAUCAACCGGUUACAAACUGACACCAAUUGCAAAUCUGCUGGGAAGAAGCGGGACAUCCCACCUAAUUCUUGGCUUACUAUCAGUGUCACCUACGGGAGAGCUCUCUCUAAGUGACCAAACAGGAAGCAUUGUUCUUGAUCUGGGUCAUGCACGUAUCGUCCCGGAGGACGGUUCUUGGCUUGUCCCCGGCAUGUUUGCUCUCGUGGAUGGAAUCUAUGAACAAGAAGGACAUGUUAAGGGUUCCUCACUCGGCGGGAAUUCCGGCGUAGGGGGUGCCAUCGGAGGGAGAUUUAUAGGCAUAUCGAUCUGUGGGCCUCCAUGUGAGCGACGCGAUAUCACCUUGGGAACAAGGCACCGACAAAGCAACAGUGAAAUUAGCUCAAGUGGAGGUCUUGGCUGGGUCGACUUCCUCGGUGUUGGGAGUGAGCGGGCACGAGGCCCCCGCAUGAGACAAAUCCAGGCCCAGUAUCUACAAACUGUUCACAAUAACGACGGACAUGGCCGCCGACUCAAAAUAGCUAUAAUGAGUGAGGUCAAUCUUGACAGCAUAGGAACGCUGGAAGCACUAAAGACGGUCUUCAAUUACUACAGCAAGCUCAACGUGACUGACAUUCCUGUGGCAUUUGUGCUAAUCGGGAAUUUCGUGCAAGAAGCAAUAAUCAAUAGCAGUGGUCAGGCAGGCAGUAUCGUGUAUAAGGAAUACUUUGAUGCACUAUCCUUGACACUCUCUGAAUUUCCUUUGCUCCUACAGCAAUCAACAUUUGUCUUUGUCCCAGGCGACAAUGACCCAUGGUCAUCAGCCUUUUCUACUGGUGCUGCUUCCACAGUACCACGUCAUGCUAUCCCAGAGUUGUUCACCACCAGAGUGAAACGCGUCUUUGCCACAGCAAAUGCGCAUGCCGAUCGUUCCAAGAUGAGUGAGCCGCCCGGUGAAGCAAUUUGGACUUCUAAUCCCGCGCGUUUGACCCUAUUUGGACCUCUUCAUGACAUCGCCAUAUUUCGAGACGACAUAUCGAGUAGGCUUCGACGCACUUCAAUCAAGGUCGGGUCAGACGCCGGCUUGAAAACGAUCGACCCAGAUGAGAACAGUGGCUUGGACUUUGAAGAUCAGUCAGCUCCUCGUACGCAACACACGUCUCCUGAAUCCAAUGCGAUGAAAUCCAUCACAGCUAUUGCCCGGAAACUUGUCAAGACCAUCCUCGAUCAAGGGAUCCUAUCACCUUUCCCGCUCCCUAUGCGCCCUGUUCUCUGGGAUUAUGUAUCUUCACUUCAGUUGUAUCCACUUCCAACCGCACUGAUCUUGGCCGAUUCGGAGUCAGUUCCGUUCUGCAUAACAUACGAAGGCUGCCAUGUUAUGAACCCAGGAAGGCUGUUUCCAGAAAAUGGUCUGUCUUCAGUCCAGUGGAUAGAGUACGACGUCCUCAGAAACAGGGGGCGUGUCAGAGAAGAGCGUUUCUAGUCAUUUCGAGAAAAUGUGACCCGGAUGAUUUCUAGAAAUGAAGACGGACAUCUCAUUC